CAGACAGUAAGCAAUGGUUUGUGCUGAGAGGCAGAGCUAUAGAAAUCCCACUUAGCCUCAGUCUCAUGGAUGUACAGUUUUUUUGAGGGUAUAAAUUCCCUUGAUCGAACACAUUUCAAUAAAACAAGAGAAGUUAGUAGAAUGGAGAUCCUGUGGUGAAGGAAGAGGAAAUCGCCCUGGGAGAGCCUGGGAAGUGCACUGUUGUGCCUUUAAAAUACGGUGAAGAAAUCUGAUUAGAUAUUUUUUUGUCUCUUGGUCAUAAUAGCAGGCAGAACAUUGGGAAUGUUAUGAGGACCAAAAAAUGGUCCCUGAAGUCCAGCAAGAGGCCGACAAGGAUGGCACUAAAGAAGGUUGCCUCCUUGGUGAAGCUGAAGGGCCUGCCGCAUCCUAAAGGGUGACCUGCUUGCUGGGGCCUGGCCUCGUCUGAAUCGCUCUGUGGAAUCCCUGGGCUUGGUGCUACGAGCGUCUUGCCUGCGGGCUCAGCAACGACUGCUGGGAAUUCAGAUCUCCUGAAUCGCUUUGUUUCGGUUGAGAAGCUGAAGCCCUUAUUGUGGAAACCCCGGUUCCUUUUCCCCAGCAUGUCAGAAAGCUGGCAGCAGCAGCCCCCGCAGCAGCCCCCCCACCAUGCUGGGGCAGCCGCCCUCCCAGAGCACCCCAUUCCAUCGAGCGCCGUGGCUGAGAAUCCCUUGGGCUGCGCGGUCUAUGGCAUCCUCCUCCAGCCGGAGCCCAGCGGCUUGCAGCACCACCCGCCCAUCCCUACCGGCGGGGGAGGAGAGCCCACUCCCAAGUGCGGGGUGUGUGGGCACGAUUUGGCACACCUCUCCAACCCCCAGGAGCACCAGUGCCUGCCGGGAGGCCACGACCGCUCCUUCCAGUGCUCCCAGUGCCUGAAGAUUUUCCACCAGGCCACCGACCUCCUGGAGCACCAGUGCCUGCAGGUGGAGCAGAAGCCUUUUGUCUGCGGCGUCUGCAAGAUGGGCUUCUCCCUGCUCACGUCGCUGGCUCAGCACCACAACGUCCACAACGGCAGCGCAGCGGUCAAGUGCUCCAUCUGUGAAAAGACGUACAAGGCGGCGGCGGCAGCAGCGGCAGUAGCGGGGCCCGAGGAGCCUGCCCCCUCGCAGCAGCCCCCGGGGGCGCUCAGCCGGACGCCCGUGGAGAAGCCCUACAGCUGCUCCAUCUGCCAGAAGCCCUUCAAGCACCUCUCGGAGCUGUCGCGGCACGAGCGGGUGCACACUGGGGAGAAGCCCUACAAGUGCAGCCUCUGCGACAAGAGCUUCAGCCAGUCCUCGCACCUGGUCCACCACAAGCGCACCCACAGCGCCGAGCGGCCCUACAAGUGCUCCGUGUGCGAGAAGGCCUUCAAGCACCGCUCCCACCUGGUGCGCCACAUGUACGCCCACUCGGGCGAGGCGCACCUCUUCCGCUGCAACGUCUGUGAGCUGCACUUCAAGGAGUCGGCGGAGCUGCUGCAGCACCCCUGCACGCCCAGCGGCGAGCGGCCCUUCCGCUGCGGCGCUUGCCACAAGGCCUUCCGGCGGCCCUCGGACCUCCGGCAGCACGAGCGCACGCACAGCACCGAGCGCCCCUUCCAGUGCGACCUCUGCCAGAUGAGCUUCAAGCAGCAGUACGCGCUCAUGCGCCACCGCCGCACCCACAAGGCGCCAGGCGCCCCGCCGCCGGCCGAGCCAGAGCCGCCGGCGCCCCCCUUCAAGUGCUCCUUGUGCGAGAAGGGCUUCGUGCAGCCGGCCCACCUGCUCUACCACCAGCACGUCCACGGCAUCGAGAACCUCUUCAAGUGCAACGCCUGCCAGAAGGGCUUCAGCCAGUCGUCGGAGCUGCUACGCCACCGCUGUGUCCAGAGCGCCGAGCGGCCCUUCAAGUGCGCGGCCUGCAGCAAGGCCUACAAGCGGGCCUCCGCCCUGCAGAAGCACCAGCUGGCCUCGCACUGCGCCGAGAAGCCCCUCCGGUGCACCCUCUGUGAGCGGCGCUUCUUCUCGUCCUCCGAGUUCGUGCAGCACCGCUGCGAUCCGGCCCGCGAGCGGCCCCUCAAGUGCCCCGACUGCCAGAAGCGCUUCAAGUACGCCUCGGACUUGCAGCGCCACCGGCGGGUGCACACCGGGGAGAAGCCCUACAAGUGCCCCUCGUGCGAGAAGGCUUUCAAGCAGCGCGAGCACCUCAACAAGCACCACGGCGUCCACACGCGGGAGCAGCACUACAAGUGCAUGUGGUGCGGGGAGCGCUUCCUGGACCUGGGCCUGCUGCAGGAGCACAGCGCGCAGCACACCGCUGCCGAGAGCACGUACCCCGGGGCGCCCUGCCUGCCCUGAACCAAGGCUGCUCUCCAGCCUGCCCCCGUCCCUCGUGCCGUUUCAGCGCUGCUGGGCUUUGGCUAGGACAGGCUGCGAGCCUCGCCGCUGCCUUCCUCCUUCACACUCGGCUCUGUGAAUGGCAGAGAGGGAAAGGCGGCAGGAGCAAAGGAGGCCCCCGUGCGCUGGGCUCGGCAGUUGG
Elgaria multicarinata webbii is the source of this 2511-nucleotide messenger RNA. RefSeq names its product zinc finger protein 319 (gene ZNF319). The transcript is spliced from 2 exons. Bases 579 to 2330 code for a protein of 583 amino acids. The record is from RefSeq and is a predicted model, not a curated record. Gene Ontology annotation, cellular component: nucleus. Gene Ontology annotation, molecular function: RNA polymerase II cis-regulatory region sequence-specific DNA binding; DNA-binding transcription activator activity, RNA polymerase II-specific. Gene Ontology annotation, biological process: regulation of transcription by RNA polymerase II. Lineage: Eukaryota; Metazoa; Chordata; Lepidosauria; Squamata; Anguidae.